ACUCUCCCUUUCAUCAUCUAUCAACUUUCACUCUCUCUUUUGCUAUUCUUUCGCUACAUUCUCUCAAAUUUCCAUUUCACUGAGGUGCAUAUAUUUUGUGGGUUUUGAUCCUUAGCUGCUAAAAUCACCUCUAAACUUAGCAAAGAUGGCUAUUUCUCAUUUAAUUGAGCUAUUUUUGCUUAUAGAGGUGACAAUUUUCAGUGCUCAAUUUAGUGUACAUGCUCUUAGUAUGGAUUAUUAUGGUAUGCAAUGUCCAUUCACCGAAUCGAUAGUGAGGAAUACAGUUAGUAAAGCUUUGCAGAAGGAUCCCACUCUUUCGGGCCCUCUCCUGAGGAUGCAUUUCCAUGAUUGCUUCGUAGAGGGAUGCGACGGGUCAAUUCUGAUUGAUUCAACAAAGAAUAACAAGGCGGAAAAAGAUUCCCCUGCAAAUCUAAGCUUGCGUGGCUAUGAACUCAUUGAUGAAAUUAAGGAAGAAAUAGAGGAUCAAUGCCCAGGAGUCAUUUCGUGCGCGGAUAUAGUUGCAAUGGCUGCUAGGGAUGCAGUCCUUUGGGCUGGGGGUCCUUUGUAUGAUGUGCCCAAAGGAAGAAAGGAUGGGACAAGGUCCAAAAUAGAGGACACGAUCAACCUACCACCUCCCACUUUCAACGGCUCAGAUCUCAUCAAGGCAUUUCGUCAACAUGGUUUUAGUGUUCAAGAAAUGGUGGCCUUAUCUGGGGCUCACACAUUAGGUGUAGCAAGGUGCUCCUCCUUCAAGAACCGCUUGAGCAACUUUGAUUCGACGGACGGCGUCGAUCCGACCCUCAAUUCGAAUUUUGCGAAGACAUUGUCCCAAAAAUGCAAAUCAGGUGAUAAUGCAGAGGCACCGUUUGAUCGGACUCGGAUCACAUUUGACAAUGACUAUUACAAUGCCCUUCAAUCGGGCAGUGGGCUGUUAACGUCCGAUCAGACUUUAUAUGGGAGCCCCAGAACAAGAAGCAUCGUGAAUGGUUAUGCGAUGAAUCAAGCCAGGUUUUUCUUCGAUUUCUCGCAGGCAAUGGUGAGAAUGGGCCAGAUCGAUGUUAAGGAAGACAAUGAAGGAGAAAUACGUCUAAAUUGCCAUAAAAUUAACUGAUGGCGGGCCGCUUCGCUAGAUAUGAUUGAAUUUUAUCAUUGUACACAUGUUUUAUUAGCUUAAUUAUGAUGUAUGAAUAAAAGAGAGUAGAAUAAGUGUGUUUGGAUGCUCGAUGGAAUAGGAUUGUGUUUCAUCCCAUUCAUUAUAAGGAAGAUAAAACUUUGAUACUCUAG
Messenger RNA from Magnolia sinica, 1284 nucleotides. RefSeq names its product peroxidase 47-like. NCBI's taxonomy places the organism in Eukaryota, Viridiplantae, Streptophyta, Magnoliopsida, Magnoliales, Magnoliaceae. The record is from RefSeq and is a predicted model, not a curated record. Gene Ontology annotation, biological process: response to oxidative stress; hydrogen peroxide catabolic process. The transcript has 4 exons. Gene Ontology annotation, molecular function: heme binding; peroxidase activity. Bases 146 to 1111 code for a protein of 321 amino acids.